AUGGAGCCCUGGUGCGGGGCCGGGGUCCGUGGGCAGGGCCCUCAGGGUCCCGGUGUGCCUGGGGCCUCCCGCACCCGCACCCGCGCCCGAGCCCUUCUCCUUCUGUUGCUGCUGCUGCUGCUGCUCCUGCCUCGGCGGCCAGCAGGUGAGCCCGUCCGCCCCCAGCGCCCUCCCCAGCACGCCCACCCGUGGCCGCCUCUGACCCGCUCGUGACCUUCCACAGGCUGCUUGGCCGCAGGAGAAUCCCCGGCGACGCUGUCCACCGCAGUCCCGACCGGCCCCAGAGCCUCCUGUGCCUCCAGUGGCAUCUGUCCCUCAGGCAGGCUUCGCCUUCCUCGGCAGGACCAGACUUCAGACACUUCACAGACCACGACUCCACCGAAAGGGAUGGGGGCCCUGAGCACUGUGGGGAUUACUGGGUCCGUUCCUAAGACAAAACCCGGCGACCUCCCCUUGUGCGGCUCCUCCCAGGAGCCAGACCCUACUCUCAGGGACCCAGAAGCCAUGACCCGGCGGUGGCCAUGGAUGGUCAGCGUGCAGACUAAUGGCUCACACGUCUGUGCCGGCAUCCUGAUUGCCUCCCAGUGGGUGUUGGCUGUGGCCCACUGCUUGAGCCAGAACCGUGUUAACUAUACCGUGAGGGUGGGGAGUCCAUGGAUUAACCAGACCACAGAAACCAGUUCAGAUGUGCCAGUAAAGCAGGUCAUCAUAAACAGCGGCUACCAAUCCAGGCGGUACUGGUCGUGGGUUGGCCGGAUCCAUGACAUUGGUCUCCUCAAGCUCAAAUGGGAGCUCAAGUACAGCAAAUACGUGUGGCCUGUCUGCCUCCCUGGCCUGGAGUAUGUGGUGGAGGACGGCUCUCUCUGCACUGUGACAGGCUGGGGAUACCCCAAGGCUAACGGCCUAUGGCCCCAGUUCCAAACCCUCCAGGAGAAGGAAGUCUCUAUCCUGAACAGCAAGGAGUGUGAGCAUUACUACCACAAGUUCUCCAGGAUCCACACUCUGGUUCGGAUCAUCAGCCCUCAGAUGAUCUGUGCCUUGGACAACGACAGGGAAACGUUCUGCUAUGAGAGGACUGGUGAGCCCCUGGUCUGCUCUUCAGACGGCAUGUGGUACCUGGUAGGAGUGAUGAGCUGGGGCCCGGGCUGCAAGAAGACUGAGGCCCCGCCCAUCUUUCUCCAGGUCUCUCACUACCAGAUGUGGAUCUGGGACCGCCUUAGUGGGGAGCCCCUGGCCCUUCCCGCGCCAUCCAGGACCUUGCUUCUGGGUUUCCUUCUGCUCCUCAUCCUUCUGGGCACUCUGUGACACUGCCAUGUCUCUCUCCUUCCUUCCCCUCCUCCUGAGUGCUGCUUGUGGGUGAGGCGCUCAGCCAGCAGGGACUAGCAGAGAUUAAAACACUUCUUUUUUCCCA
Molecule: messenger RNA, 1411 nt
Organism: Rattus rattus (black rat)
Lineage: Eukaryota; Metazoa; Chordata; Mammalia; Rodentia; Muridae
Product: probable threonine protease PRSS50
Exons: 5
Biological process (GO): proteolysis
Cellular component (GO): endoplasmic reticulum
Molecular function (GO): threonine-type endopeptidase activity; serine-type endopeptidase activity
Source: RefSeq, a predicted model, not a curated record